AAAAAAGCUCGCCUGGGCCUUUACUGCCCACAGAGGGAUUCCACGGUCACGGCUGUGUUAGAUCCACAAUCCACACAUGGUCUGAAGAAAGGAGCGGCUUGAUUAUCUCUACCUUGCAGAUGAGGAAUAUGAAGCUCAGGGAAGUCGAGUGACUUGCCCAAGGGCACGCAGCCAGUGAGUGAGGAUGGAUGGAUCGUCUCCCCCCACUCCCGUGCUCUCCGGCCUUGCCUGCAGCCCCCUUCCUCUGCGCCCGUGAUCUGCUGGUCUCUGGCCCAAGGAAUUGCUGGAGAACCCUGCCUGUUCUCCUAGCUCUCCCAUGCAAUGUGUCUAAGUCUGCUUCCAGCUGGCCUCUUCGGUGGCCCGUUCCUGUCCUCAUUCCCAGGUGUUUUAUUGACACUUGGCACCCUGCCGCCCAGCCCAGCUGUGCCCAACACUGGUGGGGCAGGGGCCUGAGCAGCCAUCAUGGAAGUGAUGAACCUGAUUGAACAACCCAUCAAAGUGACUGAGUGGCAACAGACAUACACCUAUGACUCUGGCAUUCACUCGGGUGCCAACACCUGUGUGCCCUCCGUCAGCAGCAAGGGCAUCAUGGAAGAGGAUGAGGCCUGCGGGCGCCAGUACACGCUCAAGAAGACCACCACCUAUACCCAGGUGCCCCAGAGCCAAGGUGACCUGGAGUACCAAAUGUCCACGACGGCCAGAGCCAAGCGGGUGCGGGAGGCCAUGUGUCCCGGCGUGACAGGCGAAGACAGCUCGCUGCUACUGGCCACCCAGGUGGAAGGGCAGACCACCAACCUGCAGCGGCUGGCCGAGCCGUCCCAGCUGCUCAAGUCAGCCAUCGUACAUCUCAUCAACUACCAGGACGAUGCCGAGCUGGCCACCCGGGCCCUGCCUGAACUCACCAAACUGCUCAAUGAUGAGGACCCGGUGGUGGUGACCAAGGCAGCCAUGAUUGUGAACCAGUUGUCCAAGAAAGAGGCGUCGCGGCGGGCGCUGAUGGGCUCGCCCCAGCUGGUGGCAGCCGUGGUGCGUACUAUGCAGAACACCAGUGACCUGGACACAGCCCGCUGCACCACCAGCAUCCUGCACAACCUCUCCCACCACCGCGAGGGGCUGCUUGCCAUCUUCAAGUCGGGCGGCAUCCCUGCCCUGGUCCGCAUGCUCAGCUCCCCGGUGGAGUCGGUCCUGUUCUACGCCAUCACCACGCUGCACAACCUGCUGCUGUACCAGGAGGGCGCCAAGAUGGCGGUGCGCCUGGCAGAUGGGCUGCAGAAGAUGGUGCCCCUCCUCAACAAAAACAACCCCAAGUUCCUGGCCAUCACCACCGACUGCCUGCAGCUCCUGGCUUAUGGCAACCAGGAGAGCAAGCUCAUCAUCUUGGCCAAUGGAGGACCCCAGGCCCUUGUGCAGAUCAUGCGCAACUACAGCUAUGAGAAGCUGCUCUGGACCACCAGCCGUGUGCUCAAGGUGCUGUCUGUGUGUCCCAGCAAUAAGCCUGCCAUCGUGGAGGCUGGUGGGAUGCAGGCCUUGGGCAAACACCUGACAAGCAACAGCCCCCGCCUUGUACAGAACUGUCUCUGGACCUUGCGCAACCUCUCGGAUGUGGCCACCAAACAGGAGGGCCUGGAGAGCGUCCUGAAGAUCCUGGUGAACCAGCUGAGUGUGGACGACGUCAACGUCCUCACCUGUGCCACGGGCACUCUAUCCAACCUGACGUGCAACAACAGCAAGAAUAAGACGCUGGUGACCCAGAACAGCGGCGUGGAGGCUCUCAUCCAUGCCAUCCUGCGGGCUGGCGACAAGGACGACAUCACGGAGCCCGCCGUCUGUGCCCUGCGCCACCUCACCAGCCGCCACCCGGAGGCCGAGAUGGCCCAGAACUCUGUGCGCCUCAACUACGGCAUCCCGGCCAUUGUCAAGCUUCUCAACCAGCCCAACCAGUGGCCACUGGUCAAGGCAACCAUCGGCCUGAUCAGGAAUCUGGCUCUGUGCCCAGCAAACCAUGCCCCACUGCAGGAGGCAGCAGUUAUUCCCCGCCUUGUCCAGUUGCUGGUCAAGGCUCACCAGGAUGCCCAGCGUCAUGUGGCUGCAGGCACACAGCAGCCCUACACGGACGGUGUGAGGAUGGAGGAGAUUGUGGAGGGCUGCACUGGAGCCCUGCACAUCCUCGCCCGGGAUCCCAUGAACCGCAUGGAGAUCUUCCGACUCAACACUAUACCCCUGUUUGUACAGCUCCUGUACUCGUCAGUGGAGAACAUCCAGCGCGUGGCUGCCGGGGUGCUGUGUGAGCUGGCCCAGGACAAGGAGGCAGCUGAUGCAAUUGAUGCUGAGGGGGCCUCAGCUCCACUCAUGGAGCUACUGCACUCCCGCAACGAGGGCACCGCCACCUACGCUGCGGCUGUCCUGUUCCGCAUCUCCGAGGACAAGAACCCAGAUUACCGUAAACGCGUGUCUGUGGAGCUCACCAACUCCCUCUUCAAGCAUGACCCAGCUGCGUGGGAGGCUGCCCAGAGCAUGAUCCCCAUCAAUGAGCCCUAUGCAGAUGACAUGGACGCCACCUACCGCCCCAUGUACUCGAGUGAUGUGCCCCUGGACCCCCUGGACAUGCACAUGGACAUGGACGCGGACUAUCCCAUCGACACUUACAGCGACGGCCUGAGGCCCCCCUACCCCACGGCGGACCAUAUGCUGGCCUAGCUGGCUGCACUCCAGUACGGCACCUUCCUGCUUGCAGGCUUCCCCCAUGCCUGGGGCCUCUGGGCCAUUGAGACAUGCUUUUCUUCCCCGCUAGAACCUGCUUCUCACAAAGGCCCUGUCAUCUUUCCUUUGAAACCUUGGCCCUUUUCUGGGGGAAGUGAGUGUGGGGCCUUUUGCCAUUGAGCUCCCCUGAGGAAGGUGUGCCUUGGCCUGCCUCACUCCCUUGUCUUGCUGGGGGCAGGUGGGUAGUGGGUGGGUGACACGGAGGUGGCACAAGCUCCUGGAGGCCAUAGGCCUGCCCUGACCCCUCUGUGUAUAACCCCCCCUCCCCCAGGUGCGGUUCCUCAUCUGAGAGGCUCUCCAUGUGGGCGAUAGGGCGAGACAGGAAAGUGCCUGAGCCCAGGGGAGCAGGGCCACGACUUCUCGCUACGACUUCUCGCCGGCCCAUGCCUCCAGACGUCCUCUAUAGGGUCUUUCUAGGGAUGCUCCUGCUUUUCUGUCCUAGGCUGUGGGUCCAGGGCCCAACACCCCCUCCCACCUCUGUGACCCUGGCACUAAAGCUUUAGACUCAACCACCCACUCUCUUCCCCCACCCAGUAAUCACUCCCCACUCCCACCCCCACCCUGGGUGGCCUGACUCCAGCAACCCGGGCCCCUCAGAGCUUUGGUUCCUUCUCUGGGCCUGAUUUUCUCACUGAACUCCAACCCACCAACUGUUCUGAGACCCUGGGGUGGCCAGAACCCAGGUUCAAUGCUCAAAGUCCCAGAAUCCAAAGCUUGUUUGAGAAGUUCAGGGAUGGACCAGGGAGAUGGGACGGAGAUGAGGACACUGCUUGCUCCCCUCUCAAGGAUGCUCAGCUGGCUUUGGCCCCUGCUUGGGAGCUCUGGGGACAGCUCCCUCUCACCCCAUCCCACCCCAUCCCACCCACACAACCGCCCUAGCUGACUCCUGAGAAGUGCUCUUGGCUGACCCCUCUGGUGUGCGGUGAGGGGCUUUCUCUUCCCCUUCCUGUUUCAAACCCUCCACCACCUCCUCACGUGGGUGUGGGGGGCUGGGGGUGGUCCCAGCAGAGAGUUUUAUUAUUCUCGCUUUAUGUUUUUGGUUAUUGGUUUUUUUUUGUAUAGACCAAAGCAAAGAAAAUAAAACUAACACAUAGA
Molecule: messenger RNA, 3855 nt
Organism: Nyctereutes procyonoides (raccoon dog)
Lineage: Eukaryota; Metazoa; Chordata; Mammalia; Carnivora; Canidae
Gene: JUP
Product: junction plakoglobin
Exons: 14
Coding region: 463-2697 (744 amino acids)
Biological process (GO): positive regulation of transcription by RNA polymerase II; cell adhesion
Cellular component (GO): catenin complex; adherens junction
Molecular function (GO): alpha-catenin binding; transcription coactivator activity; protein phosphatase binding
Source: RefSeq, a predicted model, not a curated record